This is a messenger RNA of Rhizophagus irregularis DAOM 181602=DAOM 197198, 1946 nucleotides long. NCBI's taxonomy places the organism in Eukaryota, Fungi, Glomeromycota, Glomeromycetes, Glomerales, Glomeraceae. The record is from RefSeq and is a predicted model, not a curated record.
AUAUGAUCGCCCAAAAUUUUAUAUCUUUUUUUUACUUUAUACUCGUAAAUUUUAUUUAUUUUAAAAAAAAAUGAGUAUAUUAAAUAAUAAAACUCAAGUUCCAAUAAAGUCUAAAUUAAGUGAUUCAAACAUAGGCCUCGACCAUAAAAAUUGUUCUUAUUGUAACCAACCGUUUAUUGAAAAAUUAUGGUGUAAAAAAUGCGACCCGUAUAAGAUAAUUGAAGGAUGGACAAGCGAAAAUCCUGAUAUUGACAAAUUCAUCAAAGAUACAAUGUAUUCAAGAAAAUAUGGAACAUGGCUUGAAUGGGUACCAUUUGAUAGGUUUACAAAUAUAGAACAAAUUGGCGAAGGCGGAUUUUCCAAGGUGUAUUCUGCAACCUGGAUAGAUGGUAAGGCAGAUUACAAAUAUGAAUAUGGUAAUUGGAAAAAAUUAGAUCCUAAACCUAUUAAAGUUGCUUUGAAAAAAUUGAAUGAUUCACAUGAAAUGUCAGUUGACUAUUUAAAUGAGCUUAAAAUACAUUGGGAUGUUUAUUUAGAAGAAAAUUUUACUUUGGGAUUUUAUGGAAUGACUAAAGACCCAGUAACUAAAGAAUUUAUGAUGAUUAUUGAGUUUAUGAACGAAGGAAGUUUGAGAAGUAUUCUUUUAAAUGAAUUUAACGAAAUUUCAUGGAGUAGUAAAAUUAGAAUUUUAGGUCAUUUAAUAUUAGGGCUUAAUAACUUACACAAGUUAGGAUAUUUCCAUAAAAACCUUCAUAGCGGAAAUAUACUAAUCUUUAAUAGCAAGUAUUAUAGUCGUAAAGGUUAUAUUUCAGAUUUUGGAUUAACUGGACCAGCAAAUAAAAAAAAAUCAGAUAAUAAAAUAUAUGGCAUAUUGCCAUAUAUUGCUCCAGAAGUUUUGAAUGGAAAACAAUAUACGUUAUCUUCAGACAUUUAUAGUUUUGGUAUAAUUAUGGCCGAAUUAUCAUCCGGAAAACCACCUUUUUAUGAUAGAAAAUAUGAUUUGAAUUUGGCACUAGAUAUAUGUAAUGGGUUCAGGCCAGAAUUUGGAAAAGGGACUCCUGAAAUUUAUAAGAAAUUAGCUUAUAGAUGUAUGAAUUCUAAUCCAAAUCAAAGACCAAAAGCAGAUGAAUUAAACAAAAUAUUAAUAUUUUGGUAUCAUUCUAUUAAUGGAGAAAUUUUUAGUUACAAAGGAGGUGAAGUUAAAGCUAUAUUUGAAGAAGCUGAUAGUGAAGUUGAAACUAUAUUUGAAGAAGCUGAUAGAGAAAUACCAAAUAUUCCAACAUCAUAUGGAAAAAAUUCUAAUAUUGUAGUACAUACUAGUAGCCAAAUAUUUUCAUUUAGAAAUUUACCAAAUCCUAGUAAUUCAUCUAUUAUUAAUUCCUAUUUUGAAGAAAAUAUGGACAAUAAAGAUAUCUCAGAUAAGUAUGAAAUUUGUUCUUAUUGUGAAAAACCGAUUACUGAAGAAUUAUGGUGUAACGAAUGUGAUCCUCUUUAUAUGAUUGAUGGAUGGACAAGUGAUUUUCCUGAUAUUGAUAAGUUUAUAAAAGACACAAUGUAUAAUGCAAGAGAUUAUAAUUAUUAUUUCCUCGAAUGGGUACCAUUUGAUAGAUUUGCAGGUAUAAAGCAAAUUUGUGAGGACGAAUUAGCUAAAAUGUAUUCUGCAACAUGGAUAGAUGUUAAAUCAAAAUAUGAAAAACUAGAUGAUGGGAAUUGGAAAAAAUAUAAAUCCGAAUCUAUGGAAAUUGUUUUGAAAAGUUUAAAUGAAUCACAAGAUAUUUCACCUAAAUAUUUAAAUAAGUAAAAUGGAUAUUACGUUAAAAUUUUAUGGAAUGACUAAAAAUCCAGAAACAAAAGAAAUUAUGAUGAUAAUAGAAUCGGAAAAUGUAAGAACUUUGAGAAAUAUUCUUAUAAAUGAUUUUUGGAGUAUUUUAUGGAAGAGCAAAAUU